AUGCUGACAACGCCGCCAAGCGACGUCACCUGGUACAACCAUCUGGGUCUUGGAAAAGCUUCCUGCGUAGAGCUGCUUAUGAUUGGCGCGGCUGACGGCUACAGGCGUUUGGUGCUUCCUUACAUGUGUCAGCCCUGGCAGCUACUGGGUGUGUCCACUAGCACAGCAGCUUCAGCUCUGGCAUCCAUGGAAGCACAAUGCCGCCAGCACAGCAAUUGCCAUGAAUGCAGUGAUCCAUUGUUCAGCAAGGUCUUCCUGGACUGGGCGCUUGGACCUUCGCUGUCGCAUGAACACAAGCUUGAGCGAGUGGCGCACGUCCAGAUGGUGUUGCGUGAUGUGCUGGGGCAGCUGCCUUUAAGCAGUAUCGACGUGGAAAGAUCACACGCAAACAUUCAAGUAGACAUGAAUGCUUCCAAAGCUGUGCCGAAAAGGCCAUCGAACGCACAAUGCGACUCGUACAUUUGUUGCGUAUCUCUUGAACAUGAGCACACCAAGAAGCAGGUCGAACUUGAGACGCUGGGCAUCAAACAGGAUCGUGUCAAGAAGACUAUGCGAGCCCGAAAGGUUGAGACUAGUGCACCUGGGAACGGCCUGUCUUUGCGACGCUCCGGCUUCAACUCCGACGGCACAGUGAAAGGCAGAGAUGGCCUUUUGAAGGGUUUGCUGUCGGUCAAAGCUGGUGGUGUGCGCCGCACUCGCCCGGAAACUCGCAGAGUCAGUGGCUUCAAUGCCUUUCAGAAGGCCAACAAGCACCUCUUCAAGCGAUCCCGGUUGGCCAGCGCGGAGAAUCGUCAGGAGUCCAAGAAAUUGGCGGAGCUCUGGCGCGAUUUGCCGGCCGAUGCCCGCGAGCGGUACGAGGAACAGGCACGCGAGAUUCAAGCUGCGCGGGAUGAGCUGAAAGCAAAGGUGUUGUCGAAAACCGCAUCGGCCGCGGAAGAAGCUGCAGAGAUUGGGGUCCUGAGCACCGCUCAGGUAAAACGAUUGAAUGGCUGCAGGCUGGACCAGACUUUGGGUCAGGUGUCGGGGCACCCGGUGUGGAAGGCAGGCUUGGGCCUGUCUGACCACGUGGCCGCUCUGAAGGCAACUCUGGUCAUGUCGGUACCAGAUGCCACUGCAAUGCGAGGUAUCAAGCGUCAGCAUGAUGAAGCUUUCUCGUAUGAUCCGACCAUAGUACCGAACCCUCAGCUACCCAAGUUCAUUCGCCCAUGCUGUAUGCUGCAUGGCGGUACCUGUCAGUGCGAUCCUCAUUUUGAUUUGAUGCAGCGCUUCGUGAAGCAAUUUCAUGAGCAACUGAUUGCUGAGCGACUUGGUGGUAGCCCUACCCUCGUCGAGCUCAAACCUGGCCAGGACGAGACGUCGAUUUGGCUGAUUGUUGCAACAGUGGCACUACGGCCUCAGUGCCACAUCGUUAUCUAUCUGCAUUCUGCAGCGGGGUUUUUGCACCUGACGAUGCAGAACGGUUCCCUUGCCAUGGGCACAAUGCAUCGAGUUAUGCGCAGGAUGCUACAGGCAGCCUCUCGUGGAGAUACACCGCUGGACGACUUUCGCUGCACUGUUCGCCUUUAUGGUGGACCUGAGAUGGAUGAUUCAGAGGACAUGCGGUUUCUGCAACCUGACGAGGAUGAGGCAUUGUUGGAGCACGAAUUGGGCGGAAACGGCGGGCUCGGGCCGCGACGUGUGGCAGUGGCACCUGCCGGCGGUUGUCGUCUGCCCUUUGGACUGGUUCCUAUCAGGACAAGACUCGAACUCCAGCUUGUAUUUGAUUGUCCUGAUCAUUUGCACUGGUAUGCAUACGGUGUGCCCCUAGCCCCUAGCUUCCUGCACUCCAGUCUUUCAACGGUUCUCUGUAGAACGGCAGGACUGAGAGGGCAGCGAAAGCGCGCAAGACCACGAGCGAGAGCACGGGCAAGAAACACAAAGAUUCCCAACCUGGACCGUCGGAGGAGACAGCGCCGGUACAGCCGCUCGGGCGAGGCUAGUCGUCUCUCUUAUAUUGUUCCGAAUUCCUCAAUUAGAAUUUACAAUCUGUUUUUUAUAAUUUAA
Messenger RNA from Symbiodinium sp. CCMP2592, 2043 nucleotides. The record is from the annotation of a GenBank genome assembly. Lineage: Eukaryota; Dinophyceae; Suessiales; Symbiodiniaceae.